Messenger RNA from Hansenula ciferrii, 588 nucleotides. It is a transcript of the gene SYM1, whose product is annotated as ethanol metabolism protein. Lineage: Eukaryota; Fungi; Ascomycota; Saccharomycetes; Phaffomycetales; Wickerhamomycetaceae. Gene Ontology annotation, cellular component: membrane; mitochondrion; cytoplasm. The record is from RefSeq and is a predicted model, not a curated record. Bases 1 to 588 code for a protein of 195 amino acids. The transcript has a single exon.
AUGUCAUUACUUGCAUUUUAUACAACUUCAUUGAAAAAACAUCCAAGAAUAACAAAUUCUUUAACAACUGGGUUUUUAUUUGGUACAGGUGAUGUACUUGCCCAAUUCAUUUCACCAGGUGAUGAUUAUGAUUAUAAAAGAACUUUAAGAGCUGCUUUUUAUGGUUCAGUGGUCUUUGCAUUCAUUGGUGAUAAAUGGUAUAAAAUUCUUUCUAAAAUUAAAUUUCCUGGUCAACCUUUAGCAAAUCCAAGAUUAAAUAUGAUAAGGAAUGGUAUUACUAAAACUUCAAUUGAUCAAUUAGGUUUUGCACCUUUAGGUAUACCAUUAUAUUAUUCUAUAAUGACAUUAUUAGAAAAUAAGAAAUUUGAAGAAGUUCAAAUUAAAUUAAAAGAAAAUUGGUUACCAACUUUAAAAGUUAAUUGGAUGAUUUGGCCAAUUUUUCAAAUUUUUAAUUUAAGUAUAAUUCCUGUUCAACAUCAGUUAAUGGCUGUUAAUAUCCUUUCUAUUUUUUGGAAUAGUUAUCUUUCUUUAAGAAAUGCUAAAAAAGGUGAAGAUUUACCUGUUCAUUCACCUCCUGUUCCUGAGUAA